This is a messenger RNA of Sinocyclocheilus anshuiensis, 3909 nucleotides long. It is a transcript of the gene snx29, whose product is annotated as sorting nexin 29. The record is from RefSeq and is a predicted model, not a curated record. NCBI's taxonomy places the organism in Eukaryota, Metazoa, Chordata, Actinopteri, Cypriniformes, Cyprinidae. Bases 344 to 2800 code for a protein of 818 amino acids. Gene Ontology annotation, molecular function: phosphatidylinositol binding. The transcript is spliced from 22 exons.
UGUGACUGACCCGAGCGCAGUGUACAGUGGUAUUAGCGAGCUCUCGUUAGCACAACGAUACAGUUUAACUCGGUAGAAACAGUUCACUCAUGCUAAAUCCGUACGAUACUUAAUAAAAACAUAUGAGUAUUCAUAGUUGUGAUGAAUUAAACGGCUUUUAAAAAGUGCUAGUUUUGUCUAAGCUAGGCCUCGGUUUAACUGCUCUGCAAAUGAAAAGUAUGGAGAACGACCCAAAAUGUAAACAGUGUUGUUAAACAUCUUUGGGGAUUAAUCUGAUACUUUUGGGUACCUACACAACCGCGAUUCAUGUCGCUUGCUAAACCGUUUGAUCUGGAAUUUCAGAAUGAACGGUACGCAGCAAAAUGACCUGAAAAGACAAAACCUGUUAGAGAGACUUCUUGAUGCAGUUAAACAGUGCCAAAUUCGCUUUGGUGGCAGAAAGGAGAUUGCCUCAGAUUCUGAUAGCAGAGUCAUAUGCCUAUGUGCCCAGUUUGAAGCAGUACUUCAACACGGCUUGAGGAAAAGUCGCGGUUUAGCCCUCACAGCAGCUGCCAUUAAACAUGCUGCUGGAUUUACUAGUAAAACUGAAGCAGAGCUGACGUUCUGGUUUUAUGUGAAGGAGCACCUCAACCGUCAUGAGUUGCAGCGCUUCUACUCUCUGCGGAAUAUCACAUCUGAGCAGGGCCGGGGCCGGGCAUGGCUUCGUUGUGCCCUGAACGAACACUCGCUAGAGCGCUAUCUUCACAUGCUUUUGGCAGACCAUGCCCGCCUUAGUGCCUUCUAUGAAGACUGGGCUUUUGUCCUGGAUGAGGAGAGAGCCAGUAUGCUGCCCACCAUGGCUGCAGGGCUCAAUUCCAUACUGUUUGCCAUCAACAUCGACAACACAGACCUAAAUGGCCAGGCCCGCGGGGGGUCGUCUGUGUCCCACCUGCUUAAGGAGUCCACACAGGGCAUGAGCAGUUUGUGGAAAGAGUCUACUCAAGGUGUCAGCACUCUUCUGCGGGAAAUCGGUACUGCCACUGCGGUGGUUCCCGGUUUUAUCCCUCGCUCGGAUGCUUCAUCAGACCCGCUGCCCGUCCUGCCCCGCAGCACUUCUGCAGAUUCCGGUUUAAGAAAAGAGCGCAGACGUAAAAAGAAGAUAACAAACAUUAUCUCUUUUGAUGAUGAUGUGGAAGGUGAGGACGAGGCUGGUGAGGACUUUGUGAGGAGUCUUAGGAAGAGUACGGCGGGUCAUGUGAGUUCUGAAGAGGCUCUGGAACCUCCGGACUCUACCUCUCCCAUUCAUAACGGCUUGACUGAGCCUGGGAUCGUGAGCUGGGCUGAAACACCCCCGCAGAACGGAGUGCUGCCUGAUACCAAGAGCAUUGACAAUGAGGAGGAGGAAGAGGACGAUAUUUACGGAAAGAGCAGGCCGGAGCCCUCAGAAGAGGAUCAUGGGAAUGGGGAGCCGAUGGUUGUGGGGAGUUUAUCCAGUGUUUCCACAUGGAGUCCAAAGCAAAUCAUCACUGAUAAUGACAAUAACAACUCACACAUUCUCGUACCUCUGGCCCCCAGCGAGCCCUACACACAACAAGCUGGUCAUUCAGUUGAGAAUGUCGAAUUUCAUGGAGAGAAGGAGAGCUCAAGCCCACCAACUGACAGUGAAAAACGAAGCCAACUCCAGUUUAGCAUGGAGCCCGACUUGUCAGCGCAGAUUGCGCCUGUGACCAGUGUUCUGCCGACCCCUGGCCUUCCAGAAUCCAUGACCGUUGCUGAACUGCGGCAAGCCAUUGUGGCCAUGAUGAACAGGAAAGAUGAACUCACUGAGCAGAACACGUCUCUGCGCAGUCUCCUGGAUGGAGAGAUGGAGCACUCUGCUGGGCUCAGGCAGGAGGUGGACAGCUUGAAGAAGAGACUGGCUGAACUAGAGGAGAGACAUGCAGCCAAAGUCCAAGCUCUCAUGAGAGAAAAUGAGGUUCUGAAGGUCCAGCUGAAGAAAUAUGUUGGAGCUGUCCAAAUGCUGAAAAGGGAAGGCAGCCAAGGCAAUGACGCAUUAACCAUUCAAAGGAAUUGUGACGGUCUCCCUCCAGCCCCGCAAAACCGGUCUGUGGCUGAUAUAGAGGAACUGGCUGCCAGCUAUGAGCGUAAACUCAUCGAGGUGGCUGAGAUGCACGGAGAGCUGAUAGAGUUUAACGAGAGGCUGUACUGCUCCCUCAUGGCCAAAGACAACCUGAUCGGACAGAUGAGACAGGAACUCAUCGACCUGCGCGGCCCGGUGCCAGGGGACCUGAGCCAGACCUCUGAUGAUCCCAGCCUAUCUGACUUCGAGACAACUCAACGUGCCCUUGUCAACGUGUGGAUCCCGUCUGUGUUCCUUCAAGGUCGGGCUGCCAACACCUAUCAUGUAUAUCAGGUGUACAUUAGAAUCCUGGACAAUGAGUGGAAUGUGUACCGGCGCUAUGCUGAGUUUAGGGCACUGCACAAUUACCUGCGGCCGCAAUUCCCACAAGUCGACGCAUUCAAUUUCCCACCUAAAAAAGCCAUCGGCAACAAGGAUGCAAAGUUUGUAGAGGAGAGGAGGAAACAGCUGCAGUCAUACCUGCGUAAAAUAAUUUCAGAGUAUAUACAUAUAUAUAUAUACACUGCCCAGCCCACAAAGGAAACUUUAUUGAAGUUGCUGCCUUUCUGCCAGGACAACCCGACAGCUAAUGAGAGUGGUGCCAAAACUGCCCGAUCCAAAGCCUCCAGCCGCUUCCCCAGACUAGGCCGCAACUCAGGUCGUGAAACCCGGAACCCGGAACCCCAGAGCGGUGACCUUUAACCUCUGACCGCAAUCCUCAGAACUCAUCAGUAUGGAUGUACCGAGCCAAGGACCUUCUCUUCUAUUAUGGAUGUACUGUACAUAGCGCCACUGUUGGAGACUAGCUGGGUCUAGAAACGACGAACAAAAUCAGCAAGAAAAUGCGGCGUGAAUCGGUUUAGUGGCAGAAGUUUCAGUUACUAUUGUGCCUAGUGAUUUAUAACAGAUGUUGUUUCGGGGAAAAGUCGGGAUGUCAUUUUGACUAACAGCAGUGACAUGAAACUUUUAUGAGACUGUGAUGAGAAUUGUGUGAUUGUCUGGAAAUAAUUUGCACAUCAUCAUAUUGCUUGACACAUGGGACUCAAUUUUAUCUUUCUGUUUGUAUACAUUUUGUUACCAUGCUCUGCUAUGUAUGAGGCACAAAGUUAGAUGUAAUUUUAUUAUGACUGCACUUAUAAUAGAUAUACAAAACAAUCACUUUUCACCUUCCUGUUCACAAUAAACCCAAAAAACAUAUUUCAGAUUUUAGAUGAACGUCCAGUGAUGGUCAGAAUGGGAUGCGUUAGUCAGGUCUGGGCUCUCGCACUCCAGAGCCCUUGUCGUCUGUUCCUGAAAACCUUUCAUUGGAAAUUUCCCGGGCUGCCAUUAUCCUGUAUGACCCCAAGAGUACUGUUACACAGAAACCGGCGCGGAUGGGGCAUUGUGUGGACUGAACGGAAGAGAAUUUCGUUGCAGGGGAACCUCCACUGAGAGAUCAUUUUGCCCUAUUUGAAAUACAAGCACAAUAAUGAUUGGGAUUCAUUACUAAUAAAUAGUAUUUAUAGUUUUAACAUGUUGUAAUGUCAAAGAGAGGAACCAUGAUGUGUUUAAAUGAAUAAAUAGUCCGCUAUCAAACUGAAUGUGAUGUAGAAUUGCCAUCAGAUUCUGUUCAGCUGUAACACAUACAGUAGCAGAUCUGUUGUGUGCUUUGCAUAUUUGUCUGUUUGCAACCUUUUGUACUAGUAAGCAACUGUAUAUGAUGGUUUUUCUUAAACAGUGUAUCUUUUGUCCUAAACGUGACAGGACGCAGCUGUUUUGCAGCCUUAAGAAUACAUGAGCUUAAUGAAUACAUAAAUAAAUACAAGUUCCAA